Musa acuminata subsp. malaccensis (wild Malaysian banana) is the source of this 1661-nucleotide messenger RNA. Its product is annotated as beta-glucosidase 18. Lineage: Eukaryota; Viridiplantae; Streptophyta; Magnoliopsida; Zingiberales; Musaceae. The record is from RefSeq and is a predicted model, not a curated record. Gene Ontology annotation, biological process: carbohydrate metabolic process. Gene Ontology annotation, molecular function: beta-glucosidase activity.
AGAGCUCCUAAUACCGCGAACAUGGAGAGGAGGAAAGGAGUGCAAUUGCUGGUGCUCUUUCGGCUGCUCUCCUUGGCAGCCUGCCUUGAUCGGAGCCACUUCCCUCCGUCGUUUCUCUUUGGCACUUCAACUUCUUCUUACCAGAUUGAAGGUGCCUACUUGGAAGACAACAAAAGCUUGAGCAAUUGGGACGUGUUCACGCAUAUACCAGGACACAUCAAGGACGGCAGCAAUGGAGACAUCGCGGAUGAUCAUUAUCACCGCUAUAUGGAGGAUAUUGAAUUGAUGCACUCCCUCGGAGUCAACUCCUACAGGUUCUCCAUAUCAUGGUCCAGAAUUCUACCGAGAGGCAGAUUCGGAGGGAUUAAUCCACAAGGGGUUGCGUUCUACAACAAACUCAUCGAUGCCUUAUUGCUCAAAGGCAUACAACCAUUUGUCACACUCAAUCACUAUGACAUUCCACAAGAACUCGAAGACCGAUACGGCGCAUGGCUAAGUGCACAGAUACAGAAAGACUUUGGAUACUUUGCAGAAGUAUGUUUCGAGGAAUUUGGCGACAGGGUUAAAUACUGGACUACUUUUAAUGAGCCAAAUGUUAUGGUGAAAUUUGGAUAUGGGAAUGGAAAGUACCCUCCCAACCAUUGCUCACAGCCAUUUGGUAACUGUUCUUCGGGUGACUCAAGCACAGAACCAUAUGUUGCUGCACACAACGUGAUAUUGUCCCAUGCAACUGCUGUCGAAGUAUACAAGACAAAGUAUCAGGCAAAACAAGGAGGCAGCAUAGGAAUUGUCAUGGCCACCACCUGGUUCGAACCACUAAGGGAUGUCCCAGCGGACCGAGCAGCAGCUCGACGAGCGCAGUCAUUUUAUGUUCCAUGGUUUCUUGACCCUAUAAUAUAUGGGGAUUAUCCUCCUGCGAUGAGGCAAAUUUUGGGCUCGAGGCUUCCGAGAUUCUCAACCAGUGACAAGAAGAAGCUGCAGCACAAAUCAGACUUCAUCGGAGUAAACCAUUACACGAGCUCAUAUGCAAAAGACUGCAUGUUCUCCCCCUGCGAGGGAGGUGGCUCCGAAGGUGAUGCAUCAGUGCUCACUACCGGAGAGAGAAACGGAUUGGCAAUCGGGAAACCGACUGCAAUGCCAAACUUCUACGUUGUUCCUCGUGGCAUGGAGAAGAUUGUCAUGUACAUCAAGAAAAGAUACAAGAACAUCCCUAUGUUCAUUACUGAAAACGGUUAUCCACAGGGAAGUGACCACAAUACAUCUGUGAAGGACCUGUUGAACGACAAGGAUAGAGUGGAAUACUUGCGAAGCUACCUCUCUUCUUUACACAAGGCAAUGAGGCAAGGUGCUGAUGUGAGGGGCUACUUUGUGUGGUCUCUCAUAGACAACUUCGAGUGGUUAUAUGGAUACACACUAAGAUUUGGACUCUAUCAUGUCAACUAUGAGACUCAAGAAAGGACUCCAAAGCUAUCUGCAACUUGGUAUCAAGAGUUCCUUGAAGACUCCCAAGUGCUGAUUCAGAAGACAUAGAAUGAGAUGAAAGUAUAUGUGGCAUUGUUAAUGCUAAGUUGGAUGUAGAUAAUUAUUAUUAUUAUUAUGUAACACAUUUAUUGUAUCUAAGAAAAUAUCUGUUAUAUGGUACUGUAAACAUUGUUCUAUGA